Molecule: messenger RNA, 660 nt
Organism: Fusarium subglutinans
Lineage: Eukaryota; Fungi; Ascomycota; Sordariomycetes; Hypocreales; Nectriaceae
Product: thioredoxin-like fold
Exons: 2
Coding region: 1-660 (219 amino acids)
Source: RefSeq, a predicted model, not a curated record
AUGUCACAAGAAACUGCUGCUGCUGCUGCUGCUGAUGCCAACGCUAAUGCCGGCUUCUGGAAAGAACUCGACUCAUGGAAGACACCCGUAGCUAAAGAGGUCGGUCCUACAGUCGAGGUUGGAUCCAAAGCGCCCUGGUCUCAACACCUUCGCCUUCCCGACGGGAAACCUACUCUCGUGGUGUUUCUCCGUCAUUGUGGAUGUCCCUUCGCUGAAAAGACAUUCAGAGCUCUCGCCGACCUUUCCGAUAAGGUCCCAGGGGUCCAUUGUGUCGCCAUCUCGCACUCUUCAGAAGAGGCAACGGACAAAUGGCUUCCCCUGGUCGGCGGCACCUGGGACGUCGAUGUUGUGAUUGAUCAAGAGCGCGACUUGUAUGCCAAAUGGGGCCUCGGAAUAUCAUCAACGUGGCACGCCGUCAACCCUCUCACGCUGUGGAACGUCUUCAGCCUUGGAAAGAAUGAGGGCAUCUGGAAUCGACCAACUGAGAGUGGCUCGCGGUGGCAGACGAGCGGUGCCUUUGCUGUUGAUCGUGACGGAACUAUUCGCUGGGCUCAUGUGGCGAGAACCGCUGAUGAUAUGCCGGAUCUCAACGCUGCCAUGACUGCCCUUGGGCAUCCGCCCCCUGAGAAGAAGCGCCAUUCAAGGCUUGAGCACAAGUAG